CAUAGCCGAGGCCGUCCGAGCUCGACCGAUCGCCCGUUCGAAUCCCGGCUCCCGCGUCAGUGUAGAAACCGCGUCCGCGGUCCACGGUUCAAUUUCCGGGCGAUGCAGAGUUUUUUGUUCCCGCGGGCAGCCCCGAGGUGAAUUUCGCGGCGGGAAAAAGUCGAAACAAAAAAGAAAGCGCGCGCGCGCGCAUUCACGUAGCUCAUCUCUCUCCCUCUGUCCCUUUUUCCCUUCCCGGUUCGUUCUUGUGUCUUUCUCACACUUUCGCACCCCCAACCCCCUCUGUCACACACACACACACACACACUCACACACUCACACCCGGCCAGCCCAGAAUCCUUGCUACCUCCUGGCCAUUUUAUUCGGAAAGAGCAUCCCACGAUUUUCGAUAAAAUCCAAAAAGCUCUGAUCUCCUCAGCCCCCAUUGCCAGGACAAUUCUUCCCUCAGCCUCGCAUUCGUCAGGUUGGCCAUUUUGAUCUCGUAGGUUCCUCGUCCUUGGUCCGGAAGUCUCCUGCCUUUCCUCCCUGCCAUCCCCCGUGUCCCAGUGCUACGUUUCCUACGUGUCCUCCAGACAAGCUCUGGUCCUGCGAGCAGCACCACCAGCCACCACCACCUCCACCACCUCCACCAUCACCAGAAGGGGUACUCUCGGGAAUGAGAUGAUCGCCCCCCGGAAAACUCGGAAGUGCUUUGCCAGGAGGAUGACGGUUGUUCGUUUCCGGCGUGAGAUUCCCGGCCGGGGCCACCAGUGGCUACGAGGACUUUGAACGUUUUCAUCGGCCAGUGACGUAGAACCCGGUGCGCGGUGCCCCUGGUGAACGUUUUUGGGAUUUGGUAUUAUGAGAUCGCGCGGGUCCAGUUCAGCUUCCCCAUUGACUCGCGAUAUCAAUGCUUCCUUAGCGCGGAUCGCACCUCUCACUCCUCGUUCUACUUGGCCAAUUAAAUUGAUUCGAAUUCGAUUUCGAGUUAGCGAUCGGUAGAAGAAGAAGAAGAAGAAGAAGAAGAAGAAGAAGCUGCUGCGACAACCUGACGUGUUACCCUGGAUACGUCAUCUUGUGUGCCCGGGAUUCCUGCUGAUAAGGAUUCGAAUAUUGACAAGAGGCCGGAACUCGCGAGCUCCAGAAUCCUGUGCGCUUAUCGAUUCCACGUGAACGGGGUUCGGAGAGUGCAACUGCCUAGAGAGUGAUUUCACGUAAGGAUCAAGGCUGAAGAAUAAAUCGACUAAGAGAAACUCUGUUAGAGUCCGGAGGCAAGUAGAUUUAAGGAUUUGUUAUUCCAGGAACUAGAAAAAGUUGUCAGUGUUACGUUUUGACGAAACGAAGAAACGGAGGAAGAGAGAGGAAGAGAGAGGAAGAGAGAGAGGAACCUCCGACCUCGUCGACUCGUCAACCAAACUUGUGCAAUAAUUUAAACCACUCGCCGGGCAACGUCGUGCCGAUCGCUCCUUCAGGACCGAAGGAUCUUGAAGGAUCUUGAAGGAUCUUGAAGGACCUUGAAGGAUCUUCCUAGACCCAGACUCGAAGGGACGAGAAGGGGACGUAGCAAGCGACGUAGGUGCAAUAACGCUCGCAAGAAUCUAGUCAAAGAAGAAGCAGCGACAACGAGUAGAGUAACAGUGACGGAGGAUCGGGAAAUUCUGAAGCAGCAACACGCGCACACGCGCACGCACACGCACACGCACACGCAGAACCGACUGAUAUUUAUUUCAAGUAUAGAUAAAUCGAUCGCCGCGAAUGGUCGAACUUGAAAAUAUAAAUCUCCAUUUGGAUUCCUUGUAUUGUUCCCGAGUGAAUGUCGGCUGCGAAAACAAACCUGGAGAAGAAUCGAGUGUAGAUACAUCUAUCUAUCCAUCUAUCUAUCUAUCUCUCCCUCUCCGUUAUCUCAUCCGAGCUGCGUCCGAUUCCUAGAUAUCGCAGCCAAUCGGCAUUAGAGAAUUAUUUCUCAUUGCCAAUAACCACUGGCAUCGGCUGCUCUCUGCUCUUUCUUUUUUCCUUUCUUCUUUCUUUCUCCUGUUUGUUGGUUUUUCGCACCUGUGGGGAAUUCGCGCCUCCCUCCACAGCCGCUGGCUUCAAGUCGGCACGCGAAUCGUCGAGGGUCCCGUGUUUGCCGUGUUUGCCGUGUUUGUCGUGUUUGUUUGGCCUAUGAGGUCACGCGGGACGUUUUUGUUAUCGGAUUCGUCGAGGUUUUCGAACGUCUAAAGAAAGCCAGGUCGGGAAUUCCUUAGUAAAAAGGUGAAAGUCGGGCGCCAAGGACUACUGCGACAGGAUCCUUAAGAUUUUGUAAAAUCAAUUAGUUUUCGGUAUCGCGUUUUAUUGGCCUUCGUUAAAUAGAUGGUGUAUUAUUCGGCUUACCGUUGCGUUUCGCCUGCCGAGGAUCGUUACGUGCUGGACACGGACCGAGUGAUUAGUGCCGAUUGAUUCGCGGGACUCGAGUAUCCUACCAAAAGUGAAAGACUUCCGGUUUAUCCUGUGGACCAGCAAGCAGCAUCCAGGCGCAACACGGGGAGCGAUUCAAUCGUAUCGCAAGUGUCGGAUUGUUCUAUAGUGAUAUAAAUCAGUAGUGAUCGUGCAUCGGGAGGAUCAGGUCGACAAGGUCGACCCAUCGCCACGUGGACCAGUUCUAUUUUCGGUACAGUGAGGUGCAAAAUUUUCGGGCGGGCAGAUCGGAAAACUCUUGAAAAAUUUCACCGACUUCGAGCACGAUGUACCCCUGGUACCGGGAGAGCGUCGCGGCGGCCGCCGCCGCCGGUCUCGGCGGUCCAGUCGGCGUCGUGGGAUCUGGAUUCUGCUCGAGUGCACCAGGACAGGGUGCGACAACCAUCAAGACGGAAAGCGGAUACUCCGACUGCAUGUUGGCCCUCGACUACGUGCAGAGCAAGAAGGCUUCGUUCGCAUGGACGGAGGGCGGCGAAGAGGGCGGCGGCGGAGGCGGCGGCGGCGGCGGCGGCGGAGGCGGCGGAGGCGGCGGUGGAGGAGGUGGCGCCGGAGGAGGCGGCGGAGCUGGAACUGGAACUGGCGGGACCGGAGCGUGA
Messenger RNA from Cephus cinctus (wheat stem sawfly), 3032 nucleotides. RefSeq names its product glycine-rich cell wall structural protein 1.0. Bases 2703 to 3032 code for a protein of 109 amino acids. The transcript has 4 exons. Lineage: Eukaryota; Metazoa; Arthropoda; Insecta; Hymenoptera; Cephidae. The record is from RefSeq and is a predicted model, not a curated record.